AUGGAUCGAAACCACAUACUGCUAGCCUCGGAAAAUACUAGGGCGUCCCCCGUAUGCGACGCGCAUCGUCAGCCCCGGGACGGUGUGAGAAAUAUGCAACGGGUUCCGUGGGCCCAGCGGCGACAGUUAAAGAAGCGAGCUGGAGAAUGGAGAUGUGCCACUUGGAACAUCGGCACAAUGACUGGAAGAAGUAGGGAGAUAGCAGAGACCUUGAAGCAGAGAAAAGUGAAAAUACUCUGUGUGCAAGAAGUAAGGUGGAGGGGCAGCGGAGUAAGGGAGAUCGGAGAAGGUUAUAAGCUAUACUACUCCGGAAACAGAACGGGAAGAAACGGCGUGGGUAUUAUCGUCGAUAAAGAGCUCAAACAAAGGGUGGUGGAAGUCCAAAGGCCCUCAGACAGGUUGAUGACAAUAAAGGUGCUAGCAGGAAAGAAUCUGAUUAACAUCGUGAGUGGUUAUACUCCACAGAUUGGCUGUGAAGAUCAAGAGAAGGAAGACUUCAGAGAACAACUUGAAUAG
This is a messenger RNA of Penaeus indicus, 516 nucleotides long. RefSeq names its product craniofacial development protein 2-like. NCBI's taxonomy places the organism in Eukaryota, Metazoa, Arthropoda, Malacostraca, Decapoda, Penaeidae. The record is from RefSeq and is a predicted model, not a curated record. Gene Ontology annotation, biological process: DNA repair. The transcript has a single exon. The coding region runs from base 1 to 516 and encodes 171 amino acids. Gene Ontology annotation, molecular function: double-stranded DNA 3'-5' DNA exonuclease activity.